This is a messenger RNA of Echinostoma caproni, 2304 nucleotides long. The record is from the annotation of a GenBank genome assembly. Lineage: Eukaryota; Metazoa; Platyhelminthes; Trematoda; Plagiorchiida; Echinostomatidae.
UUUGACCAAGUUAUCAUUCAGCUUCUUACACCGCCAUUAAAUCAAACGGCCGCUUCUGUUCUGGAAAAGUUGCUAGCUAAACAGGCCGGCGUUAGCGUUACAGAUGGUUUGGCUACGGACCGUGGUCAACAGGAAGCCAAAACUCAUGCUUCGGUCGAUUUCAAUCGGUUCCAUGCUUUGGCCGCCUCAGCAAAUAUGUCUAACUCAACCGUUCGAAUACCGAGUGCAAAUGAUCAAUACUGGUGUGUUCACUGUCCGCAUCUGUGGGCUCAAUUUCUCACCGCUGUCGAAGUUUUUGACACACCUUUGGGUCGACGAGCUACUCUGCGCCGCACAAGACUCGCGCUUUACCGUCAGUCUUUGUUAGAACCGGUGCCGUUCACUGUUUGGGCUUCGAUUUCNGCACCUGCCAGACCUUUGCAACCCGCGAUGCAUCUUCUCAUCGAUCUUGACUGUCCAAUCAAUCCGUUGGAUACAGAUCGACGUGGAUAUUUUGGUCAUUCGGAAAGGGUAGAGCCAAUAAGUCUUUUUCUCGGUACUAUUCCACUACUGAACGGUGGUAUGUGUUGGGUUCCCGUUGGUGAAAAUCAGCGUCUACCAGAUGCACUCGAUCAGAUGUUGUUCCUGGCCGAUCUAGGAAAUCAACUAUCUCGAGUCAAAGAUCAGCUGGGUCUGGAUCUUAACCGAAUUGCCAAUCUGUUUCGCAAUCCCACAGGGUCAGAAGAGCUCACUGUCUCUCUUCUGCUGUACACCGUGGCCUUUGUCGUGCAAAAUCCAAUCCAACUCCAUUUGGUUCCUCCCGAUGCUCAGGAAGAUCCUGUGUUGCACCAAUCUGAUGAAGCUCUACGCACUUCCCAACAAAGUUCGGAAAUAUCACAUCCCCAAGGAAUGGAACAUUCGGGUCACGAUUCUUCCCGAUCGCGUUCGUCUCUGAUGAACGAACAAGAUGGUCCGAGCGCAUUGCUGGAUGCGUCAGUUUAUUCAAAGUAUAAAAAAGAUACGUCGUUCCCUUUGUUAGCUAAGAAUCGUCAACCAGACAACCUUAGCAUAAAGUCAUCCUCCACUUCAGACAUCACGGCCGUUUCCGGUGACUUUGUGGACAAUGUCAGUGUUGCCGGUUCUCAAGAAAAUUGGCUUAACACUUAUGAAGUACUGUUUCGGUUAGAAGAUGAGUUGAAAGAUUCAGACAGUGCGUCGGUCUCCGGUUCAAGCGGUUGCACUUCGGGUCAUAAACCAACUCAUCUGAUGCCGACAGUAGUCCAAGAAGUCGGGACCGAGUUGUUCGAGACCGAAUCCCUUCGCUCGUCUCAGUUAAGUGGUGCCAGCGAUCCGGAGGCUCCGGGUUCUGGACUGGGCCGUUCCUCUCGUCUAUCUACACGUAGUUUCGGCGAUCGCAAUCAACGAGAGGCUACAUGUCGACCGAGAUCGCCUGAUGAAUCAUCCACUCCUUUGGUGAUCGUUUUUCAGCUAGAUGGCGUUGCCGGAGAAGCAGACGGCACAGAUAUAGAGACGCGUAUGUGGUUAAAAGUUGGACGUAUAGGCCUCACUUGUCAACAGGGGAACCAGAACCGCAUAGCCGAUGCCAAAUUGUUGUCUGAAUCGCUUGCUUCUCUCACAUCAACUGGAGGUUAUUCGUGGUCUGUGUUCGCUUCCCUAACACGACAGCUGAUCGGUCAAUCCUCCGAUGAUUCAGAAAACGAAGUUUCCUACCAAACGUCUGUUUGUUUGCAUGCUGACCUCCUCACAAGCUAUUCUCUUCAAGUGCCCAAGAUUGUUCCACAAACUGCAGGACAGUUACUAAAUUGUUUUAGCGCGCGUGGAGGUAUCGAUCGAUUACAGUCAAUGUUACCCACGGGGACAUUAUUGCGAGAGAUGCAAGCCCGGCUCACCACAAUGGAUUUCAAUUUGCAUUUGAAACGAGGGUUUCUGGCGGUGGAGAUUGAAUCUUCCAAUUCUAAUUAUUCUCAGUCCGGUGAAUUAAUCCGAAAGGUUCAUUUGCAACAAGGAUUUUCCUUGGCGUUCGACAGAAAUGCCGUGCUCAAUAUCGGGCUUACUGAUGUUGAAAACAGGAAUUCGAUUUAUUCUGAGAGACCUGACCCCGACAAAAAAGUCGAAACUAAUACAGUCGAUCACACGUUUGUCCGACCGAACGCACAAAGUGGCCAGAACAAUAUGUUGCGGCAAUACCAACAAGAGAACGCACAGUUAAGGGAAAAUGUUCGUCGCUUAAAUGCAACUAUUGAUCAAUUGAACGCUGAGUUGGCCAGCUUGAGACAUAUGGUAAAUCACGCGCAACAAAGAUAA